AUAGCUCAUUGUCUACUCAAUCCUCAUCCUCAUCCUCGUCGCACAUUUACAAUUGACGCACACUUUUUGUUCAAGUUCAAGUAGCCAUGCUUCCCAACGAAUAUACAUGGAUAUUUGCCGUCGGCAUUGUCGCCUCGAUUUCCGACGCGUUCGGCAUCGGUGCUAAUGAUGUUGCCAAUUCUUUCGCAAGCAGCGUGUCCUCAGGAUCGCUCACAUUGGCCCAAGCUUGUCUGAUCGCCAUCUUCACAGAGUUUUUAGGCGCACUGCUGCUAGGCUCAUCUACAUCGGAGACUAUCAAGGGAGGGAUUCUAUCUGUCGAGCGCUUUGUCGACCAGCCUGAGCUGCUAAUGAUGGGUAUGCUGUGCGCCCUUAUUGGCUCAGCCUCAUGGGUUAUCUUUGCGUCCAAAAAGGGCAUGCCUGUCAGCACGACACAUUCGAUCGUCGGCGCAAUCAUUGGUGUCGGAAUCGCUGCAUUUGGCGGCGGCGCCAUCCAGUGGGGAUACUCUGGAGUCGCCAAGAUCAUCACGUCCUGGUUUGUCUCACCCGUGGCCUCCGGAAUCAUCACAUCCAUCAUCUACCUCCCCACGCGCUAUUUCAUCCUCGACCACCCCAACAGCCUCGAGCGCGGAAUCAAGGCCAUCCCAAUAUACUUCUUUAUCACGUCUCUAAUCAGCGCCUUCUAUCUGAUCUACAAGGGCGCGCCAGGGACCGAUGCCGCCAAAAUGUCGAUUGGCACUAUCAUCGGAAUCAGCUUUGGCGUUGCCGCAGGUGUCACAGCCUUUUCGUGGUUCUUCUUUGCCAAAUGGCUGCGUCGCAAGGUUGUCGGCAAGGAGAACAUUCGCUGGUACCACAUCUUUGUCAUCCAUUUUAUCAAGCACCGCCCCGCGCUGCCGCCGCCACCUCCUGCUCCCUUGACUGAGGAGGUAUCCAGUGAGCUCGAGGGCGGUUGUGACAUUGAUGGCAAGCUCAGAGUCAGUGUCAAGGACGCCAGCAAUAUCGGCGAUGCCGAUUCUCCAGCCGAUGAGGAAGAAGAGACCAACAGGGCGCGUCUUGUCAAGCUACUCCACAACAUCAAGUACUACGCUCUGCGUGGCAUUCGCAAGGACGUGCGCAACCUCGACAACAAAAAGCUGGCGAGCGUGCAUGAGGCCGCCAAGAAGUUCGAUGAUGACACCGAGUACUUGUUUUCCUUCUUGCAAAUCAUCACCGCGUGUCUGGCCAGCUUUUCCCACGGUAGCAACGACGUCGCCAACGCAGCUGGGCCCAUCGCAUCCAUCUACGACAUCUGGAGGUAUGCGCGCGUCGACAUCAGCGGAACUGCGCCCGUGCCCACCUGGAUCCUUGCCAUGCUGGGCGUUUCAAUCGACCUGGGUCUGAUUACCUUUGGCUACCACGUCAUGCGCAAGCUUGGAAACGGAGUCACUUACCUGUCUCCGAGCCGCGGCUUUGCUGCAGAGCUGGGCACGUCGCUCACUGUGCUUACCGCAUCAAAGAUUGGCUUGCCUGUGUCCACGACGCACUGCAUCACAGGCGCCAUCACUGCCAUCGGUCUCUGCAACGGCAACUUCCGCGCGCUUAACUGGAAGAUGUUGGCCUGGUCCUUCAUGUCGUGGAUUUUCACGCUCCCCAUUGCCGGCCUUAUAUCUGGACUGGUGUUCGCGUUUGCUAUCAACGCGCCAGUCAGCUUUAUUUAGUGUGAUUUUAAGUCACAAUCACGGCUAUAACCACAACCACAACCACAACCACAACCACAAUCAC
Messenger RNA from Kickxella alabastrina, 1758 nucleotides. RefSeq names its product phosphate transporter. The transcript has a single exon. NCBI's taxonomy places the organism in Eukaryota, Fungi, Kickxellomycota, Kickxellomycetes, Kickxellales, Kickxellaceae. The coding region runs from base 87 to 1694 and encodes 535 amino acids. Gene Ontology annotation, cellular component: membrane. Gene Ontology annotation, biological process: phosphate ion transmembrane transport. The record is from RefSeq and is a predicted model, not a curated record.